AUGGCUUCACUCUUCCUCGGAGCUCCUCCCAUGGCAAUUCCUAUGGCCUCCAAAUCUAUCACUCUUUCCUUCUCCAAAUCCCAAUCCUUGUUCAACGCUUCACUCUCGACUUCUCUCACAUCAAUCUCAUCUCCACUCACUCCUCCAGCUCUCCCUUCAAUAUACUGUGGCAGAGGGGACAGGAAGACUGCUAGAGGCAAGCGUUUCAAUCACUCCUUUGGCAAUGCGAGGCCGAAGGACAAGAAUAAGGGAAGAGGACCGCCGAGGGUUUCGGUACCGCCGGCGCCGCCGAGGAAAGAUAAGUAUGAUGAUGGAGAGGUGGUUAAGAUUGAAAUUGAUGAAUCUUUAUUUUCUAAUUGA
Molecule: messenger RNA, 360 nt
Organism: Fraxinus pennsylvanica
Lineage: Eukaryota; Viridiplantae; Streptophyta; Magnoliopsida; Lamiales; Oleaceae
Source: the annotation of a GenBank genome assembly